AUUCUUCUCUUAUUUCAUUGCAAGCCUGGAAUAAACUGACACAUGUAUUUUUGGCAUGUGGGCUAAAGUGGGCGAUUCCGGUUAGCCCAUUAAAAAGUAAUGGGAAAAUUCACGAAUUCGAAAGAACCCUAGAAGAAACUACAGCGCUUCAAUUUCAUCAGCUGCCCUUGAGAAUUCAAUUUUCUGCAAGGAAACCAAGUUAUGGCAUCGCGAACAAUGGACACUACAAUGCGUGAUAUGUGUACUGUGAUCUUUAAACUCUCAGCAAAAGAUAGUCCACUGGUAAGUGAUAUGGAGAAGCUAUUGGCGUCGUCAAAAGAUGGGGAUUUGUAUCUCAAGAAAAAUGAGCUAUUGAGAUGGAUAGAUUUUGCUCAGACCUUCUUCAAUAAUCCAGCUGGGAAUGUUGAGCUUAAGGCGCUUGAGGACUUGAAUGAAGAGUUGAUUACAAAGUCCGUUCUAUUGGGCAAUGGACUCAAACCAUCUGUAGCCGAUGUUUAUGUCUAUGCGACAUCGCAUUCCUGCGUGAAACGUCUUUCAAGUUCAGAUAGAGAAAGGAUGCCACAUUUGUUGAGGUGGGUUGAUUACAUCCAGAAUCAGGAGGAUAUUCAGCCAAUAUUGGAUAAGAUUGUUGUUGAGAAGGCUGGAUUUGUGCCCCCUGUGUCAAAACCUAUCAAAAAGGUCGAAGAUUCCAAACAAGAGCCGAAAGAGGCUGGAAAGUCAGAGACUGUUUCUAAAGGAAAGAAGAUUGCUGAUACUAAAAAGAUUGAAGAGAGUCAGACUAGCGAAGCAAAGAAGAAGCUUCCCGAAAAAGUUGUGGAAAAGAAAGACGAAGAACUUAGCGUCAGUUUACUGAAAAUCCAGAUUGGCCACAUUCGUAAAGCAUGGAAACAUCCAUCAGCUGACAGUUUGUUGGUUGAGGAGAUAGAUGUUGGAGAAGCAAAAUGCCGUCAAGUGGUUAGUGGCCUAGCAAAGUUCUGCACUCCUGAAGAAUUAACGAAUCGUCGGGUGGUUCUUAUAACAAAUGUAAAACCGGGGAAAUUACGAGAUGUGAUGUCUGAGGGACUGGUCUUAUGUGCUUCAAGUAGUGAUCAUACAGUUGUAGAGCCUCUUAUUGCUCCAGAUGGUGCUAAAGUUGGGGAAUGUGUUACAUUUUCUGGAAUUGACGGCAAGCCAGAAGAGGUGUUGAACCCCAAAAAGAAGCAGUUAGAUAAGAUAACUCCGAAUCUUUUCACAGAUGAAAAGGGUAUUGCGAAGUUCAAAGGCAUCCCAUUCAUGACUUCUUCUGGACCGUGCUCGUCCUCCAUUCCCAACGGAAGCAUCAAAUAGAGAGGAGUUCCCUUAUCCUGUUCUCCAAAGUUCAUACACAGCAUUGUUAGUGUUGUAAACAGAGUUCUUAACCCAAUGUUAACUGAGAGGCUGCGAAAGCCACUUAUUCCCGAUGUAUAAACAAAGUCCUAUUCUGCAGGGCUCAUUUGAUGCUGUGAGGUAAUAUGAAGGAACUUGUUCAAA
Messenger RNA from Salvia miltiorrhiza (redroot sage), 1509 nucleotides. RefSeq lists its product as uncharacterized. The transcript is spliced from 12 exons. Bases 202 to 1326 code for a protein of 374 amino acids. Lineage: Eukaryota; Viridiplantae; Streptophyta; Magnoliopsida; Lamiales; Lamiaceae. The record is from RefSeq and is a predicted model, not a curated record. Gene Ontology annotation, molecular function: tRNA binding.